Effrenium voratum is the source of this 1056-nucleotide messenger RNA. NCBI's taxonomy places the organism in Eukaryota, Dinophyceae, Suessiales, Symbiodiniaceae. The record is from the annotation of a GenBank genome assembly.
AUGCACAGGGCCUUCCUUUCGCCCAAGCACUUCCAGUCGCAGCGCCCCACCGAGAGCCGCACUGAGCUCCUUCGGGCGCUGCACUAUGCCGAAGCGAUCAAGGUGGACCUCUUGGUCCUGGGCGGCGACCUCGUGAACUUCCCCUCCCAGGACUCCGUGGACGACCUCUACCCGGAGCUCGCGAGGCUGCAGGUGCCGUUCGUGUACACAGCUGGGAACCACGACUGGCAUUUGGAGCGGCUGGAGGAGUGGGAGGCCGCCUUCGACAGCCAGCGCGCGCGGAAUGAGGGCGCCGCCCUGCAGAAGCUCUACUCAGCCAGCGGGAAAGGCCUGGAGAAGGACUUCGCGGAUCCCCUCUUCGGCUGGGUGCGGCUCCCGUCGGGCCUGCGGGUGGUGUGUAUCGACAACUCCAACUUCCAAAUCGACGAAGCUCAGCUGCGGUCCUUCGAGCUCUUCUCGAAGCAAUCGGAUCCCUUCGUGCUGGUGCUGCACAUCCCCAUCUUCUUCCCCGCAAGCCCCGGUUGGGGCAUCAACGACCUCAUGGCGCACCCAGCUUGGGGCGCCCAAAGUGAUCAGAACAGCGACCUAGAGCAGCGGAAGCCGUGGCCGCAGAAGGCGCCCGAAGAGGUCCGCGCCUUCGUCGAGCUUGUCACCCGCGCUGCCCGGGACCGGAAGCUGCUGGCCAUCCUCACAGGCCAUGUGCACGAGGACGGCGCCGUGGCGGUGCCCUGUGGCCGGGAGAACUGCCCCGUGCAGUUCACCACCAGGGCCAACUUCGCGGGCGGGGCGCGGCUCCUGGUACUGCGCCUGCCCAGCGCAGGGUUUGUGCCUGCGGCUACAAAUCACGCCAGUGGGGUGAACCUGGCACAGGCGCCAGUGCUGGUGGUCUCCUUGCUGCUGCUGCCGCUGCUGCUUCUGCUUUCCUGGCGACUGAUGGAGCGCUGCCGAUCUCGAGAGUCGGAGUGCCCGGGAUCGGAGGGGGAGGCACGGCCCUGCGUCUUGGGCAACGAGGAUACGGAGACCGAGGAGAAUGACGAGAAGGCCCUGGAGUUGUGA